Pseudomyrmex gracilis is the source of this 1722-nucleotide messenger RNA. It is a transcript of the gene sra, whose product is annotated as protein sarah. The transcript is spliced from 5 exons. Lineage: Eukaryota; Metazoa; Arthropoda; Insecta; Hymenoptera; Formicidae. Gene Ontology annotation, molecular function: nucleic acid binding; calcium-dependent protein serine/threonine phosphatase regulator activity. The record is from RefSeq and is a predicted model, not a curated record. The coding region runs from base 456 to 1178 and encodes 240 amino acids. Gene Ontology annotation, biological process: calcium-mediated signaling. Gene Ontology annotation, cellular component: nucleus; cytoplasm.
GACCCUGGCCGCUCAGUCUUCUCUCUGAUCAUCUCUGAUAAAACUAACCCUAAAGCUCGACAAGCGCCGUCUAGAUUUCACAAGGAACUAAAACUAGGACCUUAUGUUUCCUAUCUAAGUUGCUGGCCUCUGGGCAUUCGAUCGGAUCGCGAUACGGACAGGACGCGCGAAGCAUUUACUGUUCCUGUUGUCGUCGAAAAGUCAACGAUGACGUGCGGUUACAUUACAAUAACAGUGAUGAAAUAGCGAAUGCAGAACGGAACGCGAUAGGACUGCUUCUCGAGGAUGCUAAUACCGGAGCGAUGCGAUGAUUAAGCCCGUUAAUAUGGAGUAGGCACUUUUCACAUAACGAGGUAUUCGUGAUACGAACGUUUUGAAAACACCCAUCAGUGUGUCCGGUCUCUUCGUUGUUAGAGAUUGACUCCCAGUUUUAAAUAUAUAUUAGGAGGAAAAAGAUGGAAGAAAAACACUGUAGUAGAAGUCUGAUAGAGGAAGGAGAGUCAGAAGAGUCUGAAAAUAUAAUCAUUAACGAAGUGGACGGUUUACCAAAUCUGCAUCCAAAUUUUGAACAAUUAGAACUUGAAUUGGAAAGGGAGAAACAUGAUACAAAUAUCAAAUCAAUUGAUGAACUGGUUCAUGAUGAGGAUUUGCCAACUUCUGUAAUUGUGACCAAUGUGGAUCCUCGAGUUUUUAAGGACGACUCCUUAAAGCCAGCCAUAGAAAAACUGUUCAAACAAUUUGGAGAAGAUGCAACGUUUCAAUACUUUAGAUCCUUUAGAAGAAUGAGGGUAAACUACAGUUCUCCUAGUGCGGCGGCAAAUGCAAGAGUACAAUUGCAUCAAACACAUUUUGGCGAAACAGAUAUCAAUUGUUAUUUUGCACAACCGGUAACUCCAAUAGAUAUGGAAGAUCAACAUCUUCAACCGCCAGCUCUUACCAAACAGUUCCUCAUAUCCCCUCCUGCUUCUCCGCCAAUUGGUUGGGAGCCACAUGAGGAAGGGGAGCCGCUCGUUAAUCACGACCUAUUAGCCGCUAUAGCCAAUUUAUCCACAGGUGGAUCUCACGAAUUGCAUCCAGGUGGAUCGGGACAGCCAGGCAUAGUCGUGCACGUUUGCGAGACUGCAAAUCCAACGAAAAACGCACCUCGCAUUCAACACACGCGAUGUCCAGAACAUUAAUUGCGAUGAGUUCAUAUGCUCCGUAAAGAGAAAUUAGAUUUGCGUUGGAGAGAACAUCUAGAGAGAAACUUUAAAUUAGUAUUAUUACAUAUACAUAUAUAUAUAUAUAUAUAUAAAAGCUGUAUUUUUCUCACAUAAGAGAAUUACGCAGCUGAUACUUGUUUAAUAAAAAAGAUUAUGUAAAAAGAUAAUGGCUCGCAGAGACAACGAUAAGGUCUGAUUUAAAUAUUUUUGACGCUUCCCGCGGUUUAGCAGUGGUCUAUACACAUGCAAAUAUCAAUGAUCUAUAAAUAUAUCUGUUGUUACAUACUGAUAAAAUAUUAUAUAGCAUUCAAUUUGUGUUUGUUUGUUGGAGCAUGCGAUCUUUAAUAUUUAUAAUGCAAUACUCUCGGGGGUAAGUUCAAGAAAUUUCGACAAUUUGGCCUAUGUCGUUUCUAUGUGUUAUGCAUUAAUAAGUGUCUCAUUAACUGUAUAUUAUAAAACGAAAAAUGUCCAAUGUGUCCAAACUAACAUUCACUGUGUGUCAAAAAAAAAAAAAAAAAAA